AUGCUUGAUGAAAAAUUAUCAUGCUUGUUGGACGAAAGUGAAGAUGAAAUUACUAUUGCAAAUGAUACUACAUAUAAAAAUAACGAGAAUUAUUCCACUGAAAAAAAUAUAAGGAAUGAGAAAUAUAAAAAUUCUUCAAGUUCUAUAUUGAACUUUAAUAUUCGUAAUCUUGGAAAUCUAGAUAAUUUCUUUAAAAAAUCUAAUGAAAAUAAAAAUUCAAAGCAGAGCAAUAAUGAUAAAAUAAAUAGUAACUUAAAUGAUAAUACACUAUUCUAUAAUUCAACAAAACAAAAAGAUGAAAAUAAUUCAGAUAUUUUGAAAACAAAUUAUAUAAAUGAAAAUGAAAAAAAUACUAUGAAUACUGAGUUAAAAGAGAAGCAUGCACAAUUGAAAGCGUAUUCAUCAGACAAAUCUCUAAAUAAUAAAAAUGUGAUAUAUGAUGAAAUUAGUAAAUGUCCUGAUGAUUCUUUCUCAUCUUUUUCUCAAAAUGAAAAAAAAAAAAAAAACUUUGAAAAUGAAUCACAAAAUGAAGGCAGUGUCUUAUCCAAUAGAUUAAAUAAUUUCCAUAAUGAUAAAAUAAAUGCUAGUUGUAAACUAAAUAAAAGUCAUAAUGAAUCAGAAUAUAAAAAAAAAUAUCAGGACUUUCAAAAGAAAAAGGGUUCUUUUUUUAAUGAAGAGAAUUACUUAGAAAAAAAAAAUAAAGAAAAAAUGAUAGAUAAUAUUAUUUGUGAAAGAAAUAAUUUCUCAGAAACAAAUUUAUAUAAAGAACAUUUUAAAAUGGGUGAAAUAAGAGAUACUGACACACUAAAAGAGAAGCAUUUAAGUAAUAAUAUAAAAAAAAAUUAUUAUGAAAGUUUUGAAAGUAAUAAUACAUAUUUAUCAGAUCGUACUUCUGUUUUAGUUAAAACUAAUAAUGAAAGCAAAUAUCCCAUAAAAAAUAACAAAGUAAUAAAAGAUAAUACAUAUAAUUCUCAUUUCAAUUUAAAUGAAAUGUCUCUUAUAAACAAUAAAUCAUAUAAUUCUUUUAAUAGUAUUGAAUUCAUCACAAAUGAUGGAAAUAAAAAUAAUAUAACAAUCCUAAAUAGUAACUCAACUAAAUCGAAUUCUCUAAUGGGACCAGCUGGUUUGCAACAUAAAAUUAAAAAGUACAGCAAUAAAAAAAGUAAGCAAUUAAUUUAUUGCUUUUCAUUUAUAAAAUAUAAGUCAUGGAUCAAAGGAUUACAGAUAUUAAAUUUACCACUAGAUCCUUUUCACUUAAGUAUAAAUAGUCAUAAAUAUAUAAAUAAUAAUCCAUCUAAUGAAUCUUUUUUAUAUAAAUAUAAUAUACAUAACAUUCUAAAUAAUAAAAAAUUUUCCAAUUAUAGAAUUGAAAGAAUGAUAGUUUUAGUAAAAACAAUUGUUUGUCGGAGUCAUGGAUACUUUUUACUUGUAAUGGAUCCCUCGGGCCAAAUGCCAGCUUCUCUACAUAAAGAAGUAGAAAGUGAAUAUAAAAAAAAUAUUGAUGUUGGAUGUACUCUAUUAUUAAGAAAUGUAACAAUUUUUGACACAAUAGAUAACUUUCCAUAUUUAAUAAUUACACUAAGAAGCCUUGUAAGAGUUAUUAAAGCUGAAGAAACAGAUUACAUAACUAAAGAAAAAAUAUAUAAUCAACUACACUUAUAA
Plasmodium relictum is the source of this 1662-nucleotide messenger RNA. RefSeq names its product conserved Plasmodium protein, unknown function. Gene Ontology annotation, biological process: recombinational repair. Bases 1 to 1662 code for a protein of 553 amino acids. The record is from RefSeq and is a predicted model, not a curated record. The transcript has a single exon. Lineage: Eukaryota; Apicomplexa; Aconoidasida; Haemosporida; Plasmodiidae.